AUGGUUUCUCUCAAGUCCCUCGCUUCAGCGGGUUUUGUCCUUGCUGGUCUUGUUUCUGCUCAUCCUGGUGAGAAGCAUGAUCAUCAGAAGAUUAAGAGACAGAUCCAGACCCGUGACACCAUCGCCAACCUGGGCCAGCGAUCAUUGAACGCCUGCUCUGGUUCUCUCCAUGCUCGGGAGUUGAAGGCUCGUUCGAUUGCUCGUCGAGCAGAGAAGGUCGAGAAGCUUCGUAAGAGACUUGGCAUCAAGACAGCGGCCAAGAAGCACCGACGCGACGAAGAUGAUAUCGUCAAGUGGGAGGCUGUCAACCACAACAAGACUGGAGUCUCGAGCAACAACAUGUUCACUCCUCUCGAAACCGUCUUUGGCGCCAACUCCAGCUGUAUUCUAUCCCCCGAGAUCACCGCCGGUCCUUACUACAUCGUUGGCGAAUACCUGCGAUCCAACGUUAUCGAAACAGAGUUCUGUGACGGUGUCCCUCUGUUCCUAGAAGUCCAAUACGUCGAUGUUGCUACUUGCGGUGGAGUCCCCAACUUGGCCACCGACGUUUGGAACUGCAAUGCCACUGGCGUUUACUCUGGCGUUAGCUCCCAAGCUGGUCUAAACACCACUUUCCUUCGUGGCAUUCAGGUCACCGACCACGACGGUGUCGUUCAGUUUGAGACCAUCUUCCCUGGUCAUUAUGAGGGACGCGCUACUCACACUCAUCUCCUUACUCAUGCCAAUGCAUCGGUGUCUUCCAACGGCACGAUCCAGGUCUACAACAGCCCUGUUCAACAUAUUGGUCAGCUUUUCUGGCCCGAGGAUCUCCGCGAAGAAGUUGAGGCUCUUACUCCUUACAACACCAACACCGUUGAGGUGACCACAAACGAGGAAGAUAUGUGGUCUGUUCUCCAGGCCGAUGAGUCUUAUGACCCCUUCCCUCAGUAUGUCUACCUGGGAGACUCUGUCCAGGAUGGAAUCUUUGCUUGGAUCCAGAUUGGUAUCAACACCAAUGCGGACUACACCUCGGAUGAGUAUUAUGGUGUUGCUGGAUACUUGGCUAGCGACGGUGGCCAUGCUUUGGACAGCGGUAUUGGUGGAGGCGGUGGAGGCGGCGGCGGCGGCGGCCAGGGAGGCCAAGCUCCUUCUGGAAGUGGAACUCCUCCUGCUGGCCAGCCCACUGGAACUCGUUCUGCCUAA
This is a messenger RNA of Fusarium subglutinans, 1182 nucleotides long. RefSeq names its product gpi anchored protein. Lineage: Eukaryota; Fungi; Ascomycota; Sordariomycetes; Hypocreales; Nectriaceae. The record is from RefSeq and is a predicted model, not a curated record. The transcript has 2 exons. Bases 1 to 1182 code for a protein of 393 amino acids. Gene Ontology annotation, molecular function: ferric iron binding; oxidoreductase activity, acting on single donors with incorporation of molecular oxygen, incorporation of two atoms of oxygen.